AUGGCGGUUCGGAGUCAAAAUCCUGGUAAUAAAAUUUGCAUCUCUAAUGAUGUUUGCCGUCAAAUAAUACCAGAACAUGAGUUAGAAGCCAUUAAAGUAUGUCCAAAGCAAAUAUUUGCAGAUGACAUCAGCCACUCAGCUGAUGAUGGGUUGAAGGUUGGUCAACCGAGUGGUUUGGACAACACUACUAGUCUAAAUACCCUAAGCAGGCCUCAAGAAUACAAAUAG
Leptosia nina is the source of this 228-nucleotide messenger RNA. Lineage: Eukaryota; Metazoa; Arthropoda; Insecta; Lepidoptera; Pieridae. The record is from the annotation of a GenBank genome assembly.